This is a messenger RNA of Loxodonta africana (African savanna elephant), 23600 nucleotides long. It is a transcript of the gene PPP1R13B, whose product is annotated as protein phosphatase 1 regulatory subunit 13B. Gene Ontology annotation, biological process: negative regulation of cell cycle; regulation of apoptotic process; apoptotic process. The record is from RefSeq and is a predicted model, not a curated record. Gene Ontology annotation, molecular function: p53 binding; transcription factor binding. Bases 18928 to 22275 code for a protein of 1115 amino acids. Gene Ontology annotation, cellular component: nucleus. The transcript is spliced from 18 exons. NCBI's taxonomy places the organism in Eukaryota, Metazoa, Chordata, Mammalia, Proboscidea, Elephantidae.
UUUUUUUUUUUUUGUACCAAGUGAGUUUUUACCAUUUGGUUUUAAAUGAAUGACUGUCCUGUAAUGGAAAAAAAAUUGGACGAGCAUCAGAGGAGCGGGGGUUAAGGCCUGCUUCUGCUGCGUUUUAGCUUCGUGACCUUGAAACCCAGGUGUAUUUUACAUUUACGGCACACUUCAGUUCAGAUUAGCACAUGGGUACCAUAUUGGACAACUUAAAUUUAGAAUACAUUUUAUUCUACUUAUUGAAAAUUGGUAAUUAACAUGUGUAUGUAGUAACUUUUAAUUGAUCAGGUGGCUUAGCAUAGCACCCAGUCUCUCAACUGCAAAGCCUGAAUCUCUCAGCUAUGGGGAAUAAAUGGGACCAUAUCUGCCCAUGUUCUCAUAUGACACUCUAAGGGCGUUGUGGAAGUCUUCUGUUUACCUGUUGUACACAGUUCUGUGACUGUCUACUUCUAAACAAAGUUAUAUUUUGCAAUUCUCCCUCAUUGAAAUAGUAUUGUACUCUGGUAUCUGAAGUCAUUCACCUUUUUGUCUAAAAUAUCUUCCCAAGAGAAAAAGGGAUCAAACUUUAAAGAUUACUUUUUUGGCUGGUCAUUCAGAUUAACCAGGCCCGAAGGUCUGGGCGUGGAAGUGUUUAUAAUGGAUACACCCAAACGACUUUGAUAGAAAUAAGGAUUUUAAGGAAAAUGGAAAGCCUGAUUGAGAACAUGGACAGGGUGAACACUGCCAUGACCAUCAGUCAGCAUCUUUCUGUUUUUUUUAAAGAGUAAACAUUUUGCAGCUGGAAAAACUUAUAGGUAAACUAUAUCUGGGAAAUGAGGCUAAGGAGACUUUUUUUCUCUUGCAGAAGAAUGCUGACCUGAGUCAAGAGAGGUACUGUCACUCUAAUACAUGUUUUAUUCAUAAGGAAGGCACUUGGGUAGUGUUUUGGUAAUGUUAGCGGUGGGCCAGCUUACUGCCACUAGAAACCGUGUAGCUUGACUAGCUGGUUCCAUUCAUUUCUAUUCUAGGAGCUCUUUCAGUAUAUUCUGUGUGGAUUUCAUUAGUUAGUGCUUAGUGUUUGGCUCUCACUAAACAAACAUUCAUUCUCUCAGGCAUACGCUUUUUUUCUCAUAUAUGUAGAAAACAUUUUUGGGUACUAGAAUAGGCGUUUACCUCCCUCUUUUUUUUAAAUAGCUGUCAUGUAAUUGACAAACCAUCCAACUGGAAACAGGGAGACGGGCUGUGGUGGCCACUUGUUAGAACUGUGUGAGCUUUGCACUUAGUCUCUUUGAACCUCAGUUUCUCAUCUGUCACAUGAGUUGGACCUGGUGAUUUCCAAGUGUUUAUGGUUGUAAGGGUGGCACAGGACCAGGCAGUGUUUCAUUCUGUCGUACAUGGGGUCCCUGUGAGUCAGAACUGAUUCGAUGGCACCUAACAGCAACAACAUGGUUGACCUGCUAAGUGAGACUUUCAUGAAGGUCACUAAUGUUCGUGUUGGCUACAGCGAGGUUGAGGCCGCCUGACACUUCUCACGUUGGCAGCCGCUCAGUAAACGCUGUCUUUGCCCAGGUAACUUUGUAUGAUGGUUACGGCAGAUGGCAGCUCGAUAAAUGUUAGCUACUGUUGUGAACGAAUGAUUUAGUCACCUGCUAAGCUCGAAUUUACAGCUUAAUUCAGUAAACAAAACAGUGAAGACUGGACAAGAUUUUUUUUUUUAAACAAAAAUCAACAAAUAUAAUUCUACUAUUUAAAGUAAUAAAACUACUUCUGGCCUUUGGACUGCCCAAAAAUUCAUAAAAGGAAAAAAAGCACAGCCUCAGUGAUAGAUACAAAGAUAUGAAUUUAAAAGCUUUUGACUAUUAUAGUUUUCAUUGGACGUAAAAAUAGUCUAUGUGGCUGACUCUUCUAAACAGUUCAGUAUUAAGUACAGCCAUAAGUUAUGUAGCUACUUAACCUGCUAUAAUUCAGUGUCGUAAUAGUGAGCCCUUGGUAAGUGGUAUUUAUCAUUGCAUGCUAAGGCACUGGGUUUGGGUUUACGAAGGCACUGGGUAAUAGGCUUUGUGGUGAUGUCUCCACUGACUGAGAACUGAGGCCUAAGAGGUAAGAAACUUGGCCCAACUAGUGAGUGGUAAAGCAAGGUUUGGAGACAAAAUCUGUUUGACUCAACAGCCUUUGCUUCUAGCUUCUGGGCCACUUCUGAGAGUUUGCUGUAUUUAGGCAUCUUCCUAGGGUUGAUGGUAAAUUGAGUUUUGCUCAAAAUUUUCCCCUCGUAUUUGGCUGAAAUGGAGCUUAGUAUUUAAAAGAAUCCCAAGAUGAAUCCCUUUGAUAAGAGUUUCCCCCGACUUGAGUUUGGGGACUACUCUGUUUUAAAUGUAAAUGUGAUAAACGUCUUUUCUCCUUUCCUUUCUCAGCAUCCUUUGCGCAGUCCGUGUCAGUGCAUACGCUUAACAGUUACUUAGGAUUGUUAGCAAGAUAGGAAUUUAAAAUAUCACCAGACUGUUGUAUUGAAGUUAUGUAACUGGUUGUCAACAUGCAUUUUUGUGUGUUUGCACAGAUGGGGAAUAGUUUCUAAGCAAAAGUAUGGUGGAAUUUGGUGUCUUGAAAAGCUGUUGCCAUAGUUGUUUCACUAAGUGUGGUUCUGGGGCUGAGCGUGGGAAUGGUGGUAAUCAAGUUCUGUUGUGAUACUUACUCUCUUUGGCCUGAUUGCUCUGUUUUAUUUCACUGCAGAGGUAGCUAGCUGUAUGACUGUUGUUCAGACUAACUGGUACACAAGAGCUGCUGUUACUGGAUUUUGUAAAAGAAAAUUUUUGUGUGGUGACAUAUAGAACAAUAAACGACUAGAAAAUGAGAUAGUUUUGGUGAAAACUAGUAAAUGGCAUUUGAAAUAUUAGUGUACAGAUCAGCGUGGAUCUUGUAAAUGUCAUUGUUGGUGGGGACUGGGAAAAUGGUAACCGAAGCUUUGGCAGAAUCGUGAUUUACACCAUAUGUUGUGACUGUCAUCAUCAUAGCUCAAACAAAUGCAAAGGCCCUGUGGUUGGAGUGUGCCCAGCAUGCUAGAGAAACAUAAGGAGGCCCAUGUGGCUGGAGCAGAGUGAGUGGGGGAGAGUGGAGGAGAUGAGGUCAGAGAGGUGGUGGGUGGUGGGUGUGUGUGGCAGGUGUAGGCUCUCGCAGGACCUUCUGGGCCAUUUGUUAAAGACAGACUUACUCUGACUGAGAUGAAGGGGUGGAGGGAGAUUUCUGUUAGAGGAAAGGAGACAUAGUGGUCUAGUUACUGGAUCCUAAGUGGUGGUCCCUUCACUGUGGGAGGUAAGAGCGUGGGCUCUGGUGUGAGGAGAUGAGACAUAGUGGUCUAGUUACUGGAUCCUAAGUGGUGGUCGCUUCACUGUAGCAGGUAAGAGCAUGGGCUCUGGUGUGAGGAGAUGAGACAUAGUGGUCUAGUUACUGGAUCCUAAGUGGUGGUCACUUCACUGUGGGAGGUAAGAGCAUGGGCUCUGGUGUGAGGAGAUGAGACAUAGUGGUCUAGUUACUGGAUCCUAAGUGGUGGUCGCUUCACUGUAGCAGGUAAGAGCAUGGGCUCUGGUGUGAGGAGAUGAGACAUAGUGGUCUAGUUACUGGAUCCUAAGUGGUGGUCGCUUCACUGUAGCAGGUAAGAGCAUGGGCUCUGGUGUGAGGAGAUGAGACAUAGUGGUCUAGUUACUGGAUCCUAAGUGGUGGUCGCUUCACUGUAGCAGGUAAGAGCAUGGGCUCUGGUGUGAGGAGAUGAGACAUAGUGGUCUAGUUACUGGAUCCUAAGUGGUGGUCGCUUCACUGUAGCAGGUAAGAGCAUGGGCUCUGGUGUGAGGAGAUGAGACAUAGUGGUCUAGUUACUGGAUCCUAAGUGGUGGUCGCUUCACUGUAGCAGACGAGAGUGUGGGCUCUGGUGUCAGUCUGCAUGAGUGAGGAUCCUAGCAUCACCAUUUAUUGGCUCUUUGACCUUGGAUAAAGGUACCUAACCCUCAGCUCCUUGUCUCUAAAACGAGGAUAGUAAUACUGAUCCAUCGUAUAGGGUCAUUUUGAGGAUGAGAUGACUGUUGCGUGUGAAGUGUUUAGAAAGGUGCCUGGUAUGUAGUAAAUGCUCAGUAAAUGUUAGUUGUUUUCAGUAAGUAUUACUUCCUCUGGAAAGUUUUCACCGUCUCUGCCUUGGUCAAAUCCACCAUUAGAGGCCCUCAGCCUGGUGUGGGUUCUUUUGAGAUAUAAUUCACAUAUCAUAAGAUUCAUCGUUGUAAAGAGUACUGCUCAGGGGUUUUAGUGUAUUCACAGGCCUGUGCAGCCGUCAACGCCAUCUGAUUCAGGACAUCUGCCGGCCGCGUCUGCGGUACUCGUGCCAGUUGCAGUUUUACGUUUGUGUGGGUGUUUGGUAAUGUCCGGUUCUUCUCUUAGGCUCUGAGAUUCAGAUCUGUCUCUUUUUACUCACCAGUAUACUCCUGUGCCUAGCACAAUGGCUGGCACACAGUAGGGCUCAGUAAAUAGCUGCUGAAUGAAAGACACUGAAAUGUGGAAGGUAAUGCCGGACUGCAUCGUGAAGAGUUGUGUGUGCCAUUACAGGGUUUGGUCCUGAUCCUCCGGGCGAUGGGAAAUCUUCAAAUGUUUUUAAAAAGUGAAGUGAUACCGUCAGCUUUGUACAAUAGAAGGAUAAAUGUGGAGUUAGUGGAGGUUAGAGUGUGGAGUCAGGGAGAUUAAAAAGAAGCAGGAUGGCCAGCUAGGAGACCAGUUGGCACAGGCCUGACUGGAGGAGCUGAAGGAGAGGGAGGAGAAAGAUCUAGUCAGUAGGUGGUCAAACAGACCUCCUCGGGGAGCGUAAAAUGCUGCGGCUACUGCGGAAAACAGUUUGACAGUUCCUCAAAAAGUUACACAUAGAAUUGCCAAAUGACCCAACAAUUCCACUUCCAGAUGUCUACCCAAAAGACGUGAAAUCAAGGAUUCAAACGGAGGCUUGUAUACCUCUGUUCAUUGCAGCAUUAUUAGAAUAGCCAAAGGUAGAAGCAGUCUAAUGCCCAUCACCAGAGGAGAAGAUAAACAAAAUGUGGUGUCUGCAUACAAUGGAAUAUUUGUCAUCCAUAAAGAGAAACAAAGUCCUGAUACGUGCUGCAUCAUAGACGGACCUUGAAAACAUGCUGAGUGAGAUAACUUGGACACAAAGGGCAAAUAUUACAUGAUUGCCCUUACAUGAAGUGUCUGGAACAGGAGAUGGAUAGAGACAAGGUAGAUGAGUGGUUACCAGAGGCGGGGGGCAGGGGGAAAGGACGAGUUAUUGUUUGGGAUGAUGAAGAACUUUUGGGAGUGGAUAGUGGUGAUGGCAGCACAACAUGGCAAACGUAACCAAUGUUACCAAAUCAUACACUUAAAAGUGGUUAAAAUGGCAAACUUUUUGAUGUAUAUAUUUUACCACAAUUAAGAAAAAAGAACAAAACAACAGACCUGAUAUACAUGUAUAUAUGUGUGGAGAGAGAGAGUAUGAGAGGGGGGAGGCAGAAAGAAGGACAGUGGGGGAGAGAGAAAACAGAAAUGUACAGCCAGUGGCUGGCGGUGAAGAUAGGUGAGGUUUAUUGCUUCAGCAGUUGGGCUUGUCUUUCCUUGGAGAUAGACAGUGCCUGAGGAGAACUAGGUUUAGAGGGCUGUGGGGGGAAUAACGAGCUUUAUUUUGGCUAUGUUGAGCUUGAGAUACCUGCCGUAUCCAGAAAGGUGAUUACCCUUAAAUCUUAAGGUAAAAUAAUUUUAUCAAGCUUAAAAAAAAAAAAAAAAACCUUUGCUCAUGGUGUGUUUGGAGCUGUGGAUCGCUGCCUGGGUGUCUGUAGCACACUGCACAUGUCAUCCUUUGUACUUAGCAAUUUGCCGGAUCAGCUUCACCUCAGCCCCCGCUCAACCGAGCUUCCUGGGGCAGGCACGGUGGGGCUCGGCUCUGAUCAUCAGUGUACAGUGCACUUUAUAGAGGUAGAAUCUGGGUCUGCCUUGAUAUUGUGUCUUCUUUUUACUCUAUCACGUGUCCACAGUUCUACCUGACAGCAUCCUUGAAAAUGAAGAUAUCAGCAAGUAAAAGUGAAUGUUGCAGAUGACCAAAGUGUAGGUGGAGAUCUUUGUGGUAGAACUAUAAAUGAGACAUGAGGUUUGGUCUCAGUUUGAAGAAAGAUAAAGUAAAAUUUGACAACUUCAGGAAUAACAGAAAAAAAAAGGAAAUAUGAAUGUGAAGCAAUAUUACAUAGUGGUUAUCAGCUUAGAUGCUGAGGCCAAGACGGCCUGGUUUCAGGUUCUAGCUUUGCCACUUAGUAGCUGUGUGACCUUGUGCCUUAUUUUCCUCUUCUUUAAAAUGGGUGUAAUAACAGUACACAUCAUAGAGUUGUGAGGACUGUCAGGUGCCGAGAACAUUGCCAGUUGGCAUAUGUAGUAAACGCGCAGUGAACAUGUGCUCUUGAGUUCUCCGGCAAUCGUAAGGCCUCAUGGAGGAUGGAUCAGUAGGAAGAGGGUCACAGAUGCACCUUAUUGCACUGAGGUAGAAUCCUUACGUUCUUCAUGCCGAGAAAAUUAGGUAGUAGUUGCAAAACCCAUCAAGUCGACGGGACAGAGGGGGAAUGAGUUUGCUUUUCUUAGAAAUUAAAGUUUACCUUCCCUGGCCAGGAACUUCUGUUAUCUAGACCACAGCUCAGAACCAGAAUAAAAGUCACUUCAACUCUGUUCUUUCAGAUCUUUACCUAAAUGUCACCUGACCAGAGAAGCCUGCCAGGUGACUGUAAAAUGACCCCACUCCCUUCCUGGGGUUUCUCUUUUUUCAUAGUAUUUAUGUCCAACUGGCAUUUAUUUGUGGAAGCUCCAGGAAAGCAGGAACUCCCCCCCUGCAGUAUCCUAGUACCGAGGAUGUUAGAUACCUACCUCUGCAAGUGUUCAGUCCCCACUUGUUUACUGAAUGAACUCAGCAAGCAUUUAGGAUGCAUCAAUUAUAUGGUAGCCUGGGCACCAUCCCUGCUCCCCGUGAGGUCAAUGGGGAACAGUCGUGUAAACAUAAAGUGCCUUCUGGAAAGAUUAAAGACUGAAAGAGUGGCAGGGGCCAAGGUGUGGUGGGACACAGCGGAUGGAGGGGGUUCACAGAAGAGGUGACAUCUGAGUGGGUUCUAAAAGGAUGAGGAAGAGGGGUGGAGGUGCUGGGCGAGGACUUUCAGGGAGGGGUUAAGGUGUGAGGGCGCUGAGCUUUGCCUCCACACCCACAGUGUGCUGAGGGAAAUGGCCUGGAGCGUGAGGCAAGCGAGACAGGUAAGAGGGAAGAGUUGAGGGUGGAGGGGUUGCUGUGAAUUUGACCCUGAGGAAGACAGGAAACUGUGGAAGGAUUUUAAGCUGGGUCGGAAAGUGCCCCAGUUGAAGAAAGCUAACGUUGGUAUUUACUGUCUGGGGUGCUGUGCGAGGACAGUGGAGCUGUCAGAGUAGUUGUCACCGAAUCUGGGCACUGCAGCUGAAUUCGGCAUCCAGAAGACCCUUUAAGCCCUCCCCUGACUUUUAUUCUGACUUCCCUGGCCUGAGUCUUGAGAAGCUGCCUGGAAGGUUGCUAAAGAGGAGCUGCUGUGGGCAGACAAGUUGACUGGGGAGCACGGGCCUCGGUUGGAAACCUGGGAAAGACACGAGUGAAAGGCAGCCUGAGGCUGUGGUCCCCGGUCUGAGGAGCAUCUUGAGCUCUGUAAACACCGAGGCCGUCCCAAUUCCAGAUUCCAGGUUAGGCAGAGGGUAGCAGUUCCUGUUCCCCAUGAUGAUCGAGUCAUCAGGAAGGAGCAGGAAUGUGGGCAGUUGUUGGAUACGUUUCAGUGAGCGUUCUUCAGUAGAAACAUAACAAGUGUGAUUUUAAAAUUUCUUAUAGCUGCAUUAAAAAAGUGAAGAAACAGGUGAAAUUAAUCUUAAUAAUAUAUUUGUUUAACUCACUAGAUCCAAAAUAUUAAAGCAGUAUUAAUGAGAUAUUUUACAUUCCAUUUCUUCCUUCUGAGUUUCUGAAAUUCCAGUAUGUGUUUUUCACUUCCAGCACAUCGUGGUUUGGACGAGGCACGUGCACCUGCUCGGCAGCCACGUUGGCUUCUGGUCACUGUAUGAACAGCAUAACUUUAGAUUUUGGUUCAGACAAAGGGUAUUGUUUAGAUAAUUCUACCAUUCAUAAGAAUUCAUUCCUCAAGGAUUCUAGAUGGCUGUCGCUCUAUUGCAGUAGUUUUCAAUUAUUAAUUUUUGCUUUUAUUUAAAAAAACAAAAAACUACCGAGAGGCAGUACAGUAUGGUAGUGAAACGCGUGGAUUUGGGGGCAGACUGCCUGGGUUUGAAUCCGUGCUCUGUCAUUUCCUAGCUGUGUGAUCUCACGUGUGCUUACUCGUCUGCGUGUCAGUUUCCUGAUCCGUAAAACGGAGGUUAGAGUGGUACCUGCGUCCCUGGGCUUUGGGAGGGACCUUAAAUGGUGCCUGAUGGAUAGUAAGCCAUGUAGAUGGUUGCUGCUGUCCCCCAGGUGUUCCUUCUUUCCAAAAUGUUCAGUGAUUUGAUUCAGUACAUUUCAAAGACAUUCUGCUUUGUAGAUUGCUUAAUUUCAGAUAGGUAGUUCACAGGUUUUCACAGGUGGAGAAAAAUGUUAGAUUACCAUUUUGUGAGGGUGCUUUUUAAUUGGCGUCUUUGGGUAACUAAUUUUCUUGUUAUGCUGCAACAUUGAGGCUGCUUAACAACCACAGAAAUAGAGUAAUUAAUGAUUAAAGGAUUUAGGAUUAUAAUUAAAAUUAGGAAAUUUCGAAAGGAUGAUUUUAUCAACAUUUAAUUAGUAGUGCUAUUAUAAUUAAGCUACUCUUUCUCAGAAAUAAUUUAUCAGUCCCGCUAUGCCUGGGAAGCCUCCCUAUCCUAACUUUUUUUGCAGUCAGUAUAUUGUAACAUACUGGAAUGUUUGGAGAGUUUCAUCCUCUACUAUAGGGUCGCUAUGAGUCGGAAUCGACUUGACGGCACUGGGUUUCAGCCUCUACUUAUUGUUCAUUUACUGAGGGUAGGAAAUGGUAGCAAAAGUAAAAUCAAAACACAAGGUCACUGAUUAGUUCCGGAGUACAGCUCAGGGGAGGUCCUUAUGGAGCCCUGAGGGUGUAGGGUUAAGAGCUCGGCUGCUAACGAAAGGCCAGCCACUCCUUGGAAACCCAGCCAUUCUGUGCCAUCCUGUAGGGACGCUCUUAGUCGGAAUCGACUUGACAGCAGUGAGUUUUUUUGAUUAUCACCUUAAGUAGGAGCCCUGGGAGCACAGUGGUUAAAGCGCUUGGCUGUAACUGAAAGGUCAGUGGUUUGAACCCACCAGCUGCUCCAUGGGAGAAAGAUGUGGCGGUCUGCUUUCCAUAAAUAUUACAGCCUUGGAAAUGCUAUAAGGCAGUUCUCCCCGUCCUGUGGGGUUGCUAUGAGUAGGGCUUGACUCAACAGCAACGGGGUUAAUUUUUUUGGUUUUAUCACCUUACAGAGUGAAGUAGGAAGCCCUGGAGGUGUAGUGGUCAAGAGCUCGGCUGUGAACCCGAAGGCGGGCAGUUCAAGUCCCCUAGACAACUCUUCGGGAGCCCCGUGGGGCAGUUCCACUCUGCCCUGUAGGGCCACUGUGAGAGUGAAAUAUGGCUGGAAACAUAACCCAGUUAUGGUAUGGUUGUUUAAACAUCAAGUCUUUGCCACAGAAGAAAGCAGUGCUUAAGGACGGGUUAUUUAAUCAUGGUUGUGUUCAUCUGUCAUUAAUUAGCAACCUAGCCCUGCUGUCCAGUAUAUGUUUUUGUUGUUAGGUGCCAUCGAGUCGCUUCCAACUCAUAGCGACCCUGUGCACAAAAGAACGGAACACUGCCUAAUCCUGUGCCAUCCUCACAAUCAUUGUUAUGCUUAAGCCCAUUGUUACAGCCACUGUGUCAGUCUGUCUCAUUGCAGAUCUUCCUCUCUUUUGCUGACCGUCUUUUCCAAGCAUGAUGUCCAUCUCCAGGGACCUGAUAACUUGUCCAAAGUGAGACGUAGUCUUGUCAUCCUUGCUUCUGAGGAGCAUUCUGGUCGUACUUCUUCCAAGACAGAUUCGUUCUUCUGGCAGCCCAUGGUAUAGUCAAUAUUCUUUGCCAGCACCGCAGUUCAAAGGCAUCAGUUCUUCUUCAGUCUUCUUUAUGUCGUCCAGCUUUCAUGUGCAUAGGAGGCAGUUGAAAACUCUGUGGCUUGGGUCAGGUGCACCUUAGUCUUCAAGGUGACAUCUUUGCUUUUCAACACUCUAUGAAGAGGUCCUUUGCAACAGAUUUGCCCAGUGCAAUGGGCCUUUUGAUUUCCUGACUGCUGCUUCCAUUGGUGGUGAUUGUGGAUCCAAAUAAAACGAAAUCCUUGACAAUGCCAGUCUUCUCCCUGUUUAUCAUGAUGUUGCAUAUUGGUCCAGUUGUGAGAAUUUUUGUUUCCUUCAUGUAGAGGUAUCCAUACUGAAAGCUGUGGUCUUUGAUCUUCAACAGUAAGUUCUUUCAGUCCUCUUCACUUUCAACAAGUAGGAUUGUGUCAUCUGCGUAAGGCACAUUACUAAUGAGUCUUCUACAAUUCUGAUGCCCCGUUCUGAUAAUUACUGGAGAUUGGAAUUCACAAGUUGGAAACAAAGAGAAGGAUCGGUAGUUGAAAAAUAGGCCUUCCUUAUAGAAACAAUGCCGGAGAUCGUAUGAUAGAAUUUUGCAAGACCAACGACUUCUUUGUUGCAAAUAUCUUUUUUCACCGAUAUGAAUGGCGACUAUACAUAUGCACCUCACCGGAUAAGGUUGUACAGGAAUCAAAUCAACUACAUCUGUGUGAAGAAACAAAGGAAAAUGCUCAGUAUCAUCAGUCAGGCAAGGCCAGGGGCCGACUGCAGAACAGACUGUCAACUGCUCACAUGCGAGUUUAAGUUGAAACUGAAGAAAUUUAGAACAAGUCCAUGAGAGCCAAAGUACAACUUUGAGUAUAUCCCACCUGAAUUUAGAGACCAUCUGAAGAACAGAUUUGACAUGUUGAGCACUAAUGACUGAAGACCAGACGAGUCGUGGAAUGACAUCAAGGAUGUUAUACAUGAAGAAAGCAAGAGGUUAUUAAAAAGACAGGAAAGAAAGAGAAGACCAAAAUGGAUGUCCCAAGAGACUCUAAAAUUUGCUCUUGAAUGUCGAGCAGCUAAAGCAGAAGGAAGAAAUGAUGAAGUAAAGGAGUGGAACAGAAUAUUUCGAAGGGCGACUCAAGAAGACAAAGUAAGGUAUCAUAAUGACGUGUGCAGAGACCUGGAGAUGGCAAACCAAAAGGGAAGAACACGCUUGGCAUUUCUCAAACUGAAGGAACUGAAGAAAAAAUUCAAGUCCAAUAUAUAGAAGAGCUACAAAGAUUCUCUCUACUUAGGUCGUAAUCUUGCCCCUCCCCUCCCUGGCUAACUUCUGCUCACCCUUUUGGUCUCAGCCUAACUGUGGCUCCUCUGGGAAGUCUUUGUGGACCCUCAGUCUGGAUCAGGCAGCCCUUUGGGGGUUCCCAUGGCAUGCUGCACUUCCCCACUAUAGUUUGUUGGUUGUCUCUUUUCUGGCUCAGCUGCAGUUCGGUGAGGGUGGAGUUUGGGCCUGUCUUGUUGGCUGUAUAUGCCCACAGCCUGGCGCAGGGCCUGAUUGGGCUCAGUAAAAUUUUCCUAAAUGAAUGAAUGAGUGAUACUGUAAAUGUAUCCAUUUGGCUAUAUACGAGGUGACCCUGCUUCACAUGGACGAUCUACUUCCGAAAACCAGCCAGUGAAAACCCUGUGGAGCACAAGGGUCCAGUCCACAGCUGAUCAUGAGGACUGGGCAGGACUGGGCAGUGUUCCUUUCGUGCACAGGGUCACCAGGAGUCAGGGGACAACUCAAUGGCAGCUAGCAAUAACAGCAACAAUGGGUUUUGGCUUCUUGUGCCUAUUAAACUGCAACAUCUUACCAUAAAACAAACAAACCCGAGAGCCUCGUUUUAAUCUCUUUCUGUGGUUAUUUGCCUCUCGAAUUGAACAGAUCCUCAAAUAUCCCUAUUAACAGAGACUACUUUAUGGUCGUUGGUUUCUGAUGAAGGGCCCUUUUAUAGUUGCAAGUAAUUAGAUACUAAGGCUUAUAUGGGAAAACUAGGAGGGGAGAUGGAGUAUGUUUACAGGACCAGUACUGGCUGCUCAGGCUUUUGCUAGUAAAGCCAAAGUAGCUAAAUUCAAUGAUUAAACUUAGUGUAAAAGUGAAUUUUGUGCUUGUUUUGCCAGCUUUUUUUAUGCAACAGCUAAUUUAUCAAAAUCUCUUAAUCUGGAAAUUUAUGGUUAACGAUAAAAGAACUGUUGUAGCAAAUUCUGAGGUGUUGGGCUAAUAUUAAGACAAGAAGUCUGGUGCUAGAAAUUGCUAAGGACAGUAUUCUGCACCACCAGGGAGGUGGGCAGGGCAAGACUGUAGACUCGCAGUUCUCAGGUGUUUGUUUUGUGCUCAGAUAGUUGUCUAUAUUUGCAAAAUUUCAUCGCCAUCUUUUUAAAAAUAAUUUAUGUUGAAAAUACUCAUAGCAGAACAUGCACCAAUUCAACAGUUUCUCCAUGUACAAUUCAGUGCCAGUGAUUGCGUUUUUCAAGUUGUGCAGCCAUUCUCACCCUCUAAGUCCCUGUACUUGUGUAUUCAAAACUUCAAUGUGUUUCUUGUGGUUGGAAGUCUUACUAGUUUGUCGUAAAGCCAUGAUUUAUGACAAUCUCUGUUACUACAGGGUGGGGAAGGUCUAGACAGGUAACUGCUAAGCUGCUUUCUCGUGCUGACACCUUGUGUUAUGUGAGAGCUGCAUAGAGGGUCUCCAUGCAAAAGCCCCCUGUUAGGCAAGCUCCAGUGGCAGCUGGUGGGCUCCAGGUUUGAGCUGCAUGUGACUCAUGAGAUAGGGGCAGGCUGGGGGGAAGCCAGGUGACUGGGCUGAGAGAGUGGGAGGCAGUGUGAUGGGUGUUGGAUCUGUACUUUCCACAAAUAUGUUUGUGCCCCUAGCAUGUGCUGGGGCAUUUGUGAAAGCUAUGAGUGGCCCAGGAGGGAAGAUAAAUGUAGUCUAAAAAACUGACAUUCAUAUAUGCUUAGGGGCUUUUACUACCUGCCAACACAAUGCUAGGCAUUCGGGACUUAAAGACACUAAUUUGCCACCUUCAAGGGGUUUGUGGUCUAGAUGGCAGAAACACGCAAGACAAGUACCUUGAAGGGCAGGAGUGAUGGAGAACACAGAAGCUGGAAUCAGGUGGGCCUGCUUCCAGGUCUGGCUCUGCCACUUCUUAGCUGUGUGAUCUUAGGCAAGUUACAUAACCUUUCAGAACUUAUUUCCUUACCUGUAAAAUGAAGUAGUGUCACCUGUUGCUAAAUAACUUAUGUUGUAGCCAGAUAGAAGAUCAAUACAUGGUCUCAAAAAAAUAAAGAAUGAAGUGCAACUGUGUAUACUUUCAUGGAAAAAUGCCCAAAAUAUAUUAUUGGCUGAAGAAUCAACAUUCUACUUAAUGUGGUCUCACUGUAAAAAAGAACAGCGUUAUUAUAUGGUGUAGGAAAAGGUCUGAAAGGAUAUAUACCAGCUAUGUGGGAGGUUAGGGGAACUGUUUAUUUUUUAUUUCCUCUGUUGUUUGACUUUAAGAAAAAUUAUGGUAUUAAUUUACCAUCUAAGAAAAUAAAAAAGAAAAACCUGCUUGCCAGGAUUUCUGAGAGGAUUGAAAGAUUAUGCAGUAGACUGCUGAGCACAAGGCCUAGCACAUGGUAAGUGUUAGAAAAUAGAUGUUCUUUUUAUCAUUGUUGGAGGCAGCAGCUGAGGAGGAAGACGGCUGCUAGACUGCCAAACCCCAAUGGGUGAAAUUGGGCUCUGGGUUUUGAAUUUCCAGGGCCAGUUGAUUCCUUAGGGGUAGACUCCUGGUUGUCACGUGGGGCCCAGAUAUGGGGCCAUGUUCUCAAGGUCCACCAGCUUUGGCUGUCCUUGUGGCAGACCACAGAGGGGCUGGGUUUGUGGGCACACGGGAGCGCUACUGUUCUCUUCCCGUCCGUCCACUCAGCCUCUUGAGAACAAAAGCCCUAUCCAUCUCACCAUAAAGGGAGGGAGAGAGGUGGCCUGCCAGUUGUGAUACCUGUCCUAAAAGAGACCUGGGGGCCCCCAUAGGCAAUGUGGUGUAGUCGAUUUUUGGACUCCUCUGUGGGCUUAAAUUAUGAAGGGGAGGGGAGGUGAUACCACUUACUUCGCUUGUUCACUGUAAAGGGGAGGUGAUACCACUUACCUCUCUCAUUCGCUAUAAAUGGGGUAAUACCACCUACCUCGCUCAGUGUAAAGGGGGGUGAUACCACCUAUCUCUCUUGCUCACUGUAAAGGGGGGUGAUACCACCUACCUCACUCAUUGUAAAGGGGGGGGUGAUAGCACCUACCUCGCUUGUUCAUUGUAAAGGGGAGGUGAUACCACCUACCUCGCUCGCCUGGUGUAAAGGGGGGGUGAUACCACCUAUCUCUCUUGCUCACUAUAAAGGGGGGUGAUACCACCUACCUCACUCAUUGUAAAGGGGGGUGAUAGCACCUGCCUCUCUCGUUCACUGUAAAAGAGGGUGAUAUCACCUACCUCACUUGCUCACUGUAAAGGGGGGUGAUACCACCUACCUCACUCGCUCACUAUAAAGGGGGGGUGAUAACACCUACCUCGCUUGCUCACUGUAAAGGGGGGUAAUAACACCUACCUCGCUCGCUCACUGUAAAGGGGGGUGAUAACACCUACCUCGCUCACUCACUGUAAAGGGGGGGUGAUACCGUCUACCUCACUCACUGUAAAGGGGGGUGAUAGCACCUACCUUGUUCACAGGUAACCAGUGAUUCUUUCCCUUUUCCUGCUGAGUGAAGGAAGGAUUGGGAAAGACUCUUGAGGUGGGAUGGAUGGGUCUCUAUGAGGUGACGUAGUUAGUGGGAAUGACAUCUCAUGCUCGAGAGGUUUAUUCUGUGGGGUUUUGUUUUCACUUUAGAUCUAGUUUUACAAACAUUUGUUGCUUCGUUGUACUCAUUUCUUGGAAGUAUUUUGUCGUAGAUGAAACACGUAGUUUUCUGUAGGCAUGAUUUAUGUUGGGUGCCCAUGUGUCCAGGUGUGCUGAGGAAGUCUUUGUCUUGGUUCAUUACUGUCGUCCUGACAGUUUGGCUCUUUAGCACCUCUUUUCACUCAAAAAGCGGCUGUGUUUGGUUCUUAAAUUAUAUGGUCACCUCAGUUAUAUCCCAACUGGAGUUACUUAUUUUAACAAAAUGGUGUCUCUUAACUUAUAUUUUCCAGGAUUCCAAUGAUAUUUAUGGAGCUCCCAUAUAUUAUAGGCCUAUUUCACAAUCAGCUCACCUUUAUUUGUAAUUUGUCCUUGAUUAUGUCCUUCCUUCUGUCUGAGUUUUGGUUCAUGGUUCUCUUUUGUAGUCUGAUUUCAGUUCCUUUUUGCACUUUUAAAUGUAGUGGGGGUUUUCCCAACAUUUUUAGUGCCCAAAAUUAUUGUCAGGUACUUAAGUAAGAGGAGGAGGAAAUUAGUAUGUCAGGCUUUGUGCUAGACAUUUUACAGACCUUCUUAUUUAACCUUAAGCAAACAUUGUAACUUAAUUAAGCUGCUGAAAGGGAGGCAGCAGGUUGGGCUGGGAGAUGAGAGAGACCUGGAUUUCUGUUUUGGCUUUGAUACUAAUAGGAUUUUUUAUGCUUGACCAGUUCUCUCCCUGGGCUUCUGCUUCCUCAUCUGUAAAAUGGGGAAAUAGUUGUAAUUAGAUUAACGAUGACCUUCAUGAUCGCUUAAGUGGAAUACUCUAAGCGUAUCCUUUUUAAGUGAAUACUUUUAAAAGGAUUAAGAAACAAAUGAUCACUUACUCUAAAAUAACUCAAAUUACCAAGAAAUAUUUUUUAUCUUUUUCCCCAAACAAUUUUAAUGACCCUUGGGGGAAAAAAUGAGGCACCUAUAUGCUGUAGUCUCAAAUUGACAGCUUAAAAUGUUUUUCUUCUAAUGGGACUGGUAGGAAUGUUACCUUAGAGGACAAAAAUACUUUAUUUGGGGGAACACCCCGAGCAAUGAGCCAACAAUAACAAGUUAACUAUUUCUGAGCACAGAGGGGAGAGAAAAGCAUUUCUCGGCAGGCAGCGUGGAAAGAAGAUGAGGCAAAGGGAAAGGCGAUCUGCCUGUGGUACAGGCAGGCCCGUUUCCUUCUCGCUUCUGCCUUCAGUCGUGCAGAGCUGGGACUUCCCUGUGUCUGCUGAAUGGAGGAGUUCAGCCUUGUGACCUCGUGGGGUGCUGGGAACGAGUGGGUUCUCCACAGUAGGAAAAUCCCUGCUCCCUGCCCCAUGAGGUUGCUGGGCCUGAAGCAGAGGCUCUGCCUACCCUCCUUGCUUUUGCUUAGAGGCUCCGCGCCUCAUGCAGGUGGAGGGCUCGUCAGGGCCUGGACAGCAGGGCACCGGGUCGGGAAGCGGUCAGAUUCGUGUUCGUACCUCAACUCUACACCCUAGUGACUGUGGUUCCUCGGAUGAUAUGGAACCUCUUUGUCACUUCAGUUUUCUUGUUUGUAAAACAAUAAUAAUUGUAGUAGUUAAGUUUACUUUGGUUGCAAGCAGCAGUUGUCUAACCUCUUAGAAAAGAGGGGGCUGUUUUGGAAGGACUCUGGAGGGAGAACUGAACAAGCAAAUCUUCGCAUGGGGCAGGAGCUGCGACGGCUUGGGGGGUCCUAGCAGCAGACGUGGAGGACCUUUUCUCUGCGUCGCUGUCUCUUUGUCUUUCAGUCCAUAUCCGUUCCAGCAGUAAGUCUUGUCAGAGCUGCCGGUACGGUAUGUGCAGCCUCUGUUUCUCACCUCCUCCGAUGCUAUCGCACAAGUCCAAGCCAGCGCCGUCUUUCUCCUGGGUGCUUGUACUAGCCUCCCGAGGGAUCGUCCUGCUUCUCUACCUGCUCCUCUAUCUGCUCCCCUCAUUCUCAGCACAGCAGCCAGAGUGAGCCUGUGAAUCAUUAUGUCAGAACAUGCCACUUCUUAGCUCAGAGCCCUGCAAGGCUUCCAAUCUCACUUUGAGCAAAAGCCUAAUUAGUGGCUUGCUUCUCAUCUCCUGGCAUUCUCCCCUUGAUUUCUCUGCUUCAGCCAGGCUGGACAAAUCAGUGAUUCUCCGUCUUGCCAGGCGUUCCUCCUCUCAAGGCCUUUGCGCUUGUUGUUCCCUCUGCCUGAUGCUCUUCCCUCAAGGUAGCAGCUUGGCUGUCUCUCUCAUCCCUCAGGGCUUUACUCCUACUCCGUGAGGCAUCCUUUAAUCACCCUAUUUAAAAUUAAAAAUGUCCCUCUUCCAGUCUCUUUGCCUGGUUUGUUUUUCUCCAUAGUAUCUGCUACCACCCACUGUACUGUAUACUUCAUCUAUUCAUUUUGCUGCUCUCCGCCAGCUAUAACCACUCCACUAGGGCAGGAACCCUGUCUGAGAUCGUCAUUGCCGAAUCUCCACUGCCUGACGCAUAGUAGGUGCUCAGUGAAUAUUUGUAGAACAAAGAGUGUUUGUUGUCAGGAACCUUCCUUCUUUAGUUGAGACAACAAUGGCGAGAGGGAUAGGUCGUGUAAAAUAAGCAUGACUCCUGGGAGCCUGCCCGAGUCCAGAAAGCAAGGGAGAGAAUUGUCACCUGGAGGCCAUCCCAGUUGUGUCUCUGAGGUUGCUGUGAGGACUAAAUCAGUUGGUAUAUGGUUGUAUAGGAGUCGCUCAGAAAAUGUUCUUUCAUUUGUGAACAGUAACUACCUGACAGUACUGACAUUCAGAAAUUCAUUUAUUCUCCACAGUGGAGGUUGUCAUUUGGAAGAGAAGGAAUCAUGGUGGUAUAAUGACAUGAAGACUCAAAUGCAGCCUAAUGUUUUAAUGAGUGAUGGAACACGUACUUCCCUCUCCAAAAGGAAUACUGUUGAAAUUGUACAGAUCGUAUGCAGGUUUUUGUAAGGGCUCUUCUCUUAUCUGAGCAGACCCAAACCUUAGGACCCAGGGCAGGCUCAUAACAGGUGAAAUCCUAGUUGGGAAGGCAUCAGAGUCUUCAUCUAGCCUUUUUUUCAGAGGGCUUUUUUCCCCGGGAAUAGCCUAGGCUGUUGAACACAUUCAUCUUCUGAUUUUAUGAUAAAUAAGUAAUGACCCACAGUGACAACAAUGCCUGCCUGAGAAUUCGCUCCUAUAUUCAUACUCAGUAAUGUUUUGUUUCUUCAGAGGUAUGUGGAUACUGUGUGUAUGAAGUGAGCUCUUCCAUUAUAAAAUAGCUUAUGUUCCAACUCAUAACUUUUGGAUAAAGAUUGUUUUUUAAAAUUUCAUCAAAACGAAGAACUCGAACAGUUAUUAUUAUCUUUUUAAGCGUUCAUGAAUUUUAGCGUUGUUUUGUUCCUGAACUGGGUUUGGAGCCAGACACACUUGGGUUAGAUUCUCAUGUCUGGCACUUCGUUACAUGCCUGGGAUGAGACCUGUAGUGUGUCUGCCCUGACAGGCCAUUCUAGCUCCUCACUCCACAGGCCCGUGGGGAGAGUUAGAGGAUACAGUGUGUUUAAACAAAGGGCCUGAGUUGGAACAUAAGCCCUGAAAAAUAGCUAUUUUUAUUAUUAAUUAACUAUAAAAGUCCUUCGAUGUUAAGUAUCUUGUUAUAAACUUCAUUCUGAUCUUAAGAAGCAUCUGUCAAUAUUAGCAGAAUUUGAAGAAAGGAAAAAAUUAUAGCUCUGUAUGUACCUUGUCUGGAGCAAGUAAAUAAUUUUCCUAAGCUUUAAAUAUGAAUAAGGCAUUUAUGUGAAAAGUUAUUUUAAAACUUUUAGGUAUUACUACUUUUUAAAGUUGGUAAUCAAGCUUAGGACAAGUUUUUUCUUUUUUAAUUACAAGUUUUAGAUGGAGAUUAGUAAAUGUAUAUUUAUUCUUCCUCUGGCCUGUGAUUUCCAGAUCCCGGUCACAGUUGUUACUGAGCACAGCUAGCACGGAGUUUUCUCCUGUGGACUCACCAAAUCAGAUGAUAUUAACUGUAUUCUUGAGCAACAAUGAACAGAUUUUAACAGAAGUUCCUAUAACACCAGAAACUACAUGUCGAGAUGUUGUAGAAUUUUGCAAGGAACCUGGAGAAGGCAGUUGCCAUUUAGCCGAAGUGUGGAGGGGCAGUGAGCGUCCCAUACCCUUGGAUCACAUGAUGUAUGAACACCUGCAGAAGUGGGGGCCACGAAGGGAGGAGGUGAAAUUUUUCCUUCGACAUGAGGACCCCCCAGCAGAGAGCAGUGAACAAGGUGGCCGUCAGACCCAAGAGCAGAGAACUCAGAGAAAUGUAGUAAAUGUACCUGGAGAAAAACGCACUGAAAAUGGGGUUGGGAACCCACGUGUUGAACUUACCCUCUCAGAACUCCAAGAUAUGGCAGCUAGGCAACAGCAGCAGAUUGAAAAUCAGCAGCAAAUGUUGGUUGCCAAGGAACAGCGUUUACAUUUUCUGAAGCAGCAGGAGCGCCGUCAGCAGCAGUCUAUUUCUGAAAAUGAAAAGCUUCAGAAAUUGAAAGAACGCGUUGAAGCCCAGGAGAAUAAGCUGAAGAAAAUCCGUGCCAUGAGAGGGCAGGUGGACUACAGUAAAAUCAUGAACGGCAACCUGUCUGCUGAAAUAGAAAGAUUUAGUGCCAUGUUCCAGGAAAAGAAGCAGGAGGUACAGACUGCAAUCCUGAGAGUCGAUCAGCUUAGUCAGCAGUUGGAAGAUUUAAAGAAGGGAAAACUGAAUGGAUUCCAGCCUUACAACGGCAAGUUGACGGGGCCGGCAGCGGUGGAGUUGAAGAGACUAUACCAGGAGCUGCAGAUUCGUAACCAGCUUAACCAGGAACAGAAUUCAAAACUCCAGCAGCAGAAGGAACUUCUAAAUAAACGCAACAUGGAGGUGGCCAUGAUGGACAAGCGGAUCAACGAGCUGCGUGAACGUCUCUACGGGAAAAAAAUUCAGCUGAGCCGUGUGAAUGGUACAUCCUCGCCGCAGUCUUCCCUGAGCGCAUCCGGCAGAGUCGCCGCAGUGGGGCCUUACAUCCAGGUGCCCAGCGCUGGGAGCUAUUCUGUCCCGGGGGACCCUGUCAAGCCCCAGUCUCUGACUAUCGCCUCCAGUGCCGCACACGGACGAUCCAAAUCUGAUGGUCACAGCAAACCCAAGGUGGCCGGUCCGUGGACAGUGUCCGAUCUGGAUGUUGGGCCGGCCCACGGCUCCUCACGGCGCUCUGCAGGCCUGUUUGUAAACUCUAAUGAUGGAAACUGGCCAACACUAAAACAGAAUUCUAGCUCCUCAGUGAAGCCAGCACCUAGUGCGGACUGGAAGGACACGAGCGUGGAGGGGCCUCUGAAGCAGGGCACCAUCUCAAGCCAGCCUUUGCCUUUAGCAGCUUUAGGAGCCACAGAGAAACUGGGCAUUGAGAUUGGUAAAGCGCCGCCACCCAUCCCAGGGGCAGGCAAGCAGCUGCCUCCAAGCUACGGGACAUAUCCGAGUCCUGCACCUUUGGGCCCAGGGUCGACACAUUCCCUGGAGAGGAGGAAAGAGGGCAGCCUGCCCAGGCCCAGUGCCAGCCUGCCAAGUCGGCAGAUGCCCGCCCCGCUGCCAGCCAGCAGUGGCCACCAGCCGGGGACCUCGCAGCAGAUCCAGCAGAGGGUCUCUGUGCCCCCAAGCCCCACGUACCCGCCGUCGGGGCCACCUGUCCUCCCAGCUGGUGACGGCAAGCCUGAGCUCCCACCGACUGUGGCCAUUAGGCCCUUCCUGGCUGACAAAGGGUCAAGGCCGCAGUCUCCCCGGAAGGGCCCCCAGACGGUGAACUCCAGCUCCAUAUAUUCCAUGUACCUGCAACAGGCCACUCCCCCAAAGAGCUACCAGCAGGCCUUGCACAGCACCGUCACCAAGUCGGUUAAAGCAGUGUACGGCAAACCCGUCUUACCCUCGGGCUCCACCUCUCCAUCCCCGCUACCGUUCCUCCAUGGGGCGCUGUCCACCAGUGCACCGCCACCGCCCUCCGAGUGUGUUGAGAAGGAGCCGGAGCAGGACAGCCCUGCCCCACCUGGAGACAGCAGCAGCAUGGAGAACCUUCCGCGGCCGCUCAGCCCCACCAAGCUCACACCCAUCGUGCACUCGCCGCUGCGCUACCAGAGCGAUGCCGACCUGGAGGCCCUGCGCAGGAAGCUGGCCAAUGCGCCACGGCCUCUGAAGAAGCGCAGCUCCAUCACAGAGCCCGAGGGCCCUGGCGGGCCCAACAUCCAAAAGCUGCUGUACCAGCGCUUCAACACCCUGGCCGGCGGCAUGGAGGGGGCCCCUUUCUACCAGCCUAGCGCCCCACAGGACUUCAUGGGCACCUUGGCUGACGUGGACAAUGGGAACGCCAAUACCAAUGGGAACCUGGGAGAGCCUGCCCUGCCCACAGUGCCGCUACCCACAGAGCCAGCCCCGUCGUCAGAUGCCAAUGACAAUGAGCUGCCCUCCCCUGAGCCAGAGCAGCUCAUCUGUCCCCAGACCACCCCCCACCCCUCAGAGCCUGCAGAGGAUGACAACAACAACGUGGCCACCGUCCUGUCCACUGAGCAGCUCCCGAGCCCUGUGGCCGAGGACCCGUCCCCGGGAGAUGAGCCUGUUCCCCCACUGCCUCUGGCCCCCACUGCCCCCCUGCCUGCAGCCUCGACGGGCAAACGGACCAAUCUGAAGAAACCCAACUCAGAGCGGACCGGGCAUGGCCUGAGGGUUAGGUUCAACCCGCUGGCGCUGCUCCUGGAUGCGUCUCUGGAAGGAGAGUUUGAUCUGGUGCAGAGGGUCAUCUAUGAGGUGGAAGACCCCAGCAAGCCCAAUGACGAAGGGAUCACACCGCUGCACAACGCGGUCUGCGCUGGCCACCACCACAUCGUGAAGUUCCUGCUGGACUUUGGGGUCAACGUGAACGCCGCCGACAGUGACGGAUGGACUCCCCUGCACUGUGCCGCAUCCUGCAACAGCGUUCACCUCUGCAAGCAGCUGGUCGAGAGCGGUGCCGCCAUUUUUGCCUCCACCAUUAGCGACAUUGAAACUGCUGCGGACAAGUGUGAAGAGAUGGAGGAAGGUUACGUUCAGUGCUCCCAGUUCCUAUAUGGGGUGCAGGAGAAGCUGGGGGUGAUGAACAAAGGCAUGGUGUACGCACUGUGGGACUACGAGGCCCAGAACAGCGACGAGCUAUCCUUCCAUGAAGGGGACGCCAUCACCGUGCUGAGGCGCAAGGAUGAGAGCGAGAGCGAGUGGUGGUGGGCCCGCCUGGGGGACCGGGAGGGCUACGUGCCCAAGAACUUGCUGGGGUUGUAUCCACGGAUCAAACCUCGGCAGCGGACCCUUGCCUGAACUGUCCUUCUGGAGCCCUGGGCCACCGAAACCUGUCCUGCUGCUUCACCAGGAAGGCAGCCACUCGUGUCCUCAUGGUGCUCACCUACUGGACGGCACCCACGAUGUGAACCCCGCAGUUGUGAGGGAGGCCCCUUCCCCAGUUUGCGGGUAACAGGGAAAAGUCUUCAUGCCUCCAAAGAGACAGAUUUUGCCAAUUACUGUAAAUUCAAAUAAAUACCCAGCUUUCAGAACCCCCACCCCUGUUGCCAAGAACAAGCCCUGUGAUGACUGUUGGCGGGUUGCCGGUAAAGCCAAAGCUCUCGCUGACUUCCUCAUUUACCCUAGAUGUCACCCCUGCUCUUACCCACUGGAGCCCUUCCCUCCUGAAGAUCCCCCCAUGCCUUCUCCCCUUACCCCACACCCCUCCAUCCUUCUGUUACAGAGGAGCCCUGAGUGGGCACAGCUCAGUACUGUGCCCAGUGCAGCUGUGCGGUAAUGGCCUGGCCUGUGCCCCCACUGAGUCUGGGUUUGGGGUGUUGGUGGGGUUGACGGGAAGGCCAGGUGUUGGCUGGUGCUACGGCCUGAGGGCUGUAAAAACAGAGCAACAGGCGGAGGAGAGAGUUAAUUUAUUCACAGAACCUCAACAGCCACUCCCUCCCCAUGACUCUCUAGGCCCCUUGCUGCCCUCAGGCAGCUCCUGUCCGCACAGCUGGAAUUUACCUCUGCUCUGGAGGCAGACACUGGAGCCCACUGCACGGGAGGUGCAGGGUGGGUGCAGGAGCAGGGCAGGGAGAGCUCACAUGGGCUGUUCAGGGCCUCUGGGGAGUGGGCGCUAAGGGAGCCUCAGGCAGGACCCAGGGUGGGUGAGACAGGACAGGAGGUCUGAGUAUGGGGAGGCAGUGGUCCGGUCCGCCUGACCGUUCUGCUCUCCUAGAUUUACAGCAGACUAAAGGAUUUCACUCACGCUGGACUUGUACGUACAGGCUUUUAUACACCAAAAGUAUUUUUUGACUUUACCAUUCAAGAUAGCAGAACUCAAUUGGAGGUUUUUUUUUCCCCUCAUUGAAGUGUAGGCCCUCAGGCUUUAUUUUCCAUGUGUAAGCCUUGUGUGUAAUUUAUGUAUAAAUAAUGUGAGUAGUGGCUGACGCGGCGCUGUGUCGGCACUGUGGGCGCUGCCUGUGUGGUGUGGUGUGCGUAGUGGCUGACGCAGCGCUGUAGUCACCGCCGUGGGCGCUGCCUGUGCGGUGUGGUGAUGAGGAACAAACGAGAGCGCGACCAGCACCCCCCAGCCCACUCCCCACCGUGUCAGCGCACAAUAAACCGCUCCCACACCGCCAGCAGCC